AUGUCCGCAAAUCCUCCGACCUUCCAAUCCGCCCUCCUCGCUGGUGCACUCGCUGGUACAACCGUCGAUCUCUCUCUCUUCCCUCUCGACACACUCAAGACCCGUCUUCAGUCAUCGGCCGGUUUCUUUCCCUCCGGCGGUUUCAGCGGUAUUUAUCGCGGUAUAGGUUCUGCGCUUGUCGGUUCUGCUCCGGGUGCUGCGUUCUUCUUCUGCACAUACGAGGGCGUGAAGGGCUUCCUGGCUGAUAAGGAUAAUACUUCUGCGCCAGGAUGGAAGGCUCCCAUUACACAUAUGGCAGCUGCUAGCGCUGGUGAGGUGGCAGCUUGCGCCGUUCGUGUGCCAACCGAGGUUGUUAAGCAGCGUGCGCAGGCGGGUCAUCAUGGUGGUUCUUCGGCUGCUGCUCUGCGGGCCAUUCUGUCACGGUAUUCGAGCCAUGGGUUUGUUCCAAUGUGGAGAGAGCUAUAUCGCGGUUGGGGAAUCACCGUUUUCCGCGAGGUGCCAUUUACUGUGAUUCAAUUCCCGCUAUGGGAGGCCAUGAAGUCCUGGGGACGACGUCGCCGCGGUGGUCGUGAGGUCACUGGUGCUGAGAGUGCUCUCUAUGGAAGCAUGGCUGGUGGAUUAUCUGCGGCACUGACGACGCCGCUUGAUGUACUCAAGACGAGAGUCAUGCUAUCGAAGGAGAGUGUUUCAGUAUCGGAAGUAUUUGGCCGGAUAUUGCGCGAGGAGGGCAGCAGAGCUUUCUUUGCUGGUGUAGCACCACGAGUUACAUGGAUUUCUAUUGGAGGCGCGAUUUUCCUGGGAAGCUAUCAGUGGGCUAUUAACACCAUGAACGGCGUUGUAUGA
Fusarium tjaetaba is the source of this 843-nucleotide messenger RNA. RefSeq names its product PET8. Gene Ontology annotation, molecular function: S-adenosyl-L-methionine transmembrane transporter activity. The coding region runs from base 1 to 843 and encodes 280 amino acids. Gene Ontology annotation, cellular component: mitochondrial inner membrane. Lineage: Eukaryota; Fungi; Ascomycota; Sordariomycetes; Hypocreales; Nectriaceae. The transcript has a single exon. The record is from RefSeq and is a predicted model, not a curated record.